Molecule: messenger RNA, 1274 nt
Organism: Periconia digitata
Lineage: Eukaryota; Fungi; Ascomycota; Dothideomycetes; Pleosporales; Periconiaceae
Source: the annotation of a GenBank genome assembly
ACCCCCCCCUCCUCCUCCGACUUUGAACCCCUGCGUAAGUCGACCAAGAGCAUUGAUUUGCUGGGAUAUGCACUGAACCGCAGCCUUGGAUGGAUGGGGGUGCGCAGACAAAAUAUCCCUCAUAUGGCCCACACCCAACAUUCCAACCCCCCAUUCUUUACAUACACAUGCAUACAUGCAUACUUGCACGUCGUGUGAAUACAGUACUGUAUGAUUGAUACUUGUAGCUUCGACUAUUACGUGGUAAUGCUUUGAAUCCUCCUCCUCCUCAUCAUUUGGUCCUCUUGCCUUCUCUUCAUCCUUCAAACUCUCCAUGGUUUGCUAUCAGGGACACCGAUGACGAUUCCUACAAGGACGGCGGACUGACUGAGGCGAGACACGGUGAAAGCAAACACAGCCACGGCCAGACAAAGCACGCACCGACAACCCACAGACAUUUGCGCAAUCGAAAGUAAAAAGAACCUUUCCCACCCUCCGUACAGCCGGUUGGGCGCGGCUGUUAUUGAUCGAUUCCAGCUAGAACCAAAAGAAUUGGUAAUAGUAAUCAUAAAAUACCGCACCCAGCUCGUCAACAGUGUUCCGUUUUUGACCGCUUUGUCCUCGGGAAGCGUCGCCGUCGCCCGUGGGCAAAGCGAAACUAGGGGGCAUUAGCAGCUUUGAGUGGCUCGCUCAUGAAUGUUCCGAUUGAGCUCAUCGAAACCGAGGUGCCAACCUACUGUUCUUACUAAAAUUAACCCAAGUCGUGCUCCACUCGAUAGUAUGUUCCCAUGUACCGAUGCAAUUCAAUACAGCUGGUGAAGCUACCUAGCGGUGGCGAUAAGAUAAGCCCUGUCGGCCAGUCAGCAACCAGUCAGCAGCGACCUCCCUGGGCACCAUCAUUGCACCCGUCAUUCUCCAAGCAACGAAUAUUCAACAAAAAUAUCGCUUGUUGGUCCCCUUCUUUUGCUUCUCUGCAGCUUCUUCCGUUAGUUAGAGGGGCAUUGCUGUUAUUUUUAGUCGUUCAAUACCUUCCUCAUCCCUCCCAUCCUAGGACGGGUGGUUGUUGGGUCAUUGGAGUCACUAGACCGUCUUCCGUGCUCGUUCCUAACCGCUUCACCCUUCCAUCGUGUUUGGCAUACCGCCUCACGGCCGAUUAUUACCGCAAAGCACGUAGGGUGCUGUUCCAGCCCGUUACACGAUGCACCCACUCAUCCAUCCUCGAUGCGAGCGUGGGGCGGUCGUCCGGCUUUGCAUAUGAUACCGCAUUGUACAUACAUAUGUACCUGUCACCAUAG